UAAUGAUAUAAACAGUUCCUUUCCCUUUCGGCCUUCUUAGUCGACUAGCACCAUGCCUAUCUCCACAGGCCUUUUCUCUCGCCGGAACCCUUACCGCUUCCUCAAAACCCCUCGCAGACUCAUUGCAUCCCAAGCCCAAGCCCAAGCCCAAGCUCGGCCCAGCAUAAAGCCCCUGCACGUCCUCUUCACCGAAGCCAUUGGCCAUUCCAAGAAAACCACCACCUCUGACUCCGAACUGAAGAACAAUUUGAAGGAGCAAGACAUUAAGAACCUCAAAGAGAAAACACCAGGGAUUCCUAAAAGGAUGAGCUUGUUCGCUGCGUUUGGGAAUAAUCAACCUCCCACGAAACCAAAGGAACCGGUGAUUGUCAAAGAGCUUUCACCCGACAUGAAGCCAUUGGACAUUGCCCAUUCGAAGAAAACCACCACCUCCGACUCCGACGAAGAGCCAACCGAAUCAAAAUCCGCAACGGAACUGAAGAACAAUCUGAAGCAGUUGGAGCAAGACAUUAAGACCCUCAAAGAGAAAACACCAGGGAUUCCUAAAAGGAUGAGCUUGUUCGCUGCGUUUAUGAGUAAACAACCUCCCACGAAACCAAAGGAGAAUAAAAAACCUCCCACGAAACCAAAGGAGAAUAAAAAACCUCCCACGAAACCAAAGGAGAAUAAACAAGAUCCCACGAAUCCAAAGGAACCAGUGACUGUCAAAGAGUUUUCACCCGACAUGAAGAUGUUUGCGCAGCACUUGUUCGAGAAGGGGUAUUUUAAAGACGCCAAUUUCUCACAGUUGAAGGAAAAAUUUGAUCUUGAUUGGUUUACCAGUUCCUUCGCCGUAAGAUAUAUCAAGUUUGCCGCCCAGAGAUUCGCCAAAGAUAACCAGGAAAUUGCCAAGUGGUUAUCAGGAAGUGCCUUGAAGCAAGUGGCUACAUUUGGUUGCUCUCACACCAGUAGCAAGGCUGUCUUUCCUGCUAAAAGGCUGCGGAAGUUUUUUGAGGUCCCAGAAAACACUGUUUGCUGUAAAUGCACCCUCCAACAAACAUGCAAGUUUAGAAAUCAAAGUGUAUGGAAUGUUAACACAAAUAAUUUGGAAUUAGUGACAGUUAUGAAGGUUAUCACUUCAUAUGGUUUAGAGUCGGUUCACCCCCAACUGGUAGUGCCUGAUGUAGUAAAGAAGUCGGUCAGUCAAUUGCUGAAGGAGAUUGUGAAACUGAGUCCAACCACCUGAGAUUGCUUCUGAUUGACCACUUUUUUCUCUUCAUAGUCUUGUGAACAUAAUCUUCAGGCCUUGUAGACCAUUUAUUGAGAUUACUCUUCUUGCUACCCAAGCUAAAAGCUUCCAAAA
This is a messenger RNA of Vigna radiata var. radiata (mung bean), 1342 nucleotides long. RefSeq lists its product as uncharacterized. Gene Ontology annotation, cellular component: cytoplasm. The record is from RefSeq and is a predicted model, not a curated record. Bases 53 to 1225 code for a protein of 390 amino acids. Gene Ontology annotation, molecular function: mRNA binding. The transcript has 3 exons. Lineage: Eukaryota; Viridiplantae; Streptophyta; Magnoliopsida; Fabales; Fabaceae.